This is a messenger RNA of Moneuplotes crassus, 706 nucleotides long. The record is from the annotation of a GenBank genome assembly. Lineage: Eukaryota; Ciliophora; Spirotrichea; Euplotida; Euplotidae.
ACCUUAAAAACAAUCAGGGCUAGUCAUCUCUCUUGUAGCUUAUCAAGACUAGAUUUGAACUGAAGAUGAUGCCUAAAGAGGCUCAUAAGUUAUUUCUGAUGGUUGCUAAUUAACUUGGCUUAAUGCGCUAUAAUUUUAUCUGUAAAACAAUUCAAUAUCAUACUCGUCCUUUUUCCUAUCUAUGAACUAAGUAAGAGACAUCUCUUAUAAUUCUGGCUGAUUUUUACAGUUACAAUAUUAGAUUUCAGGAAGUCUCAUGUUCAGUUUCUUCCUCUAUUCUAGAAUAAUGGCUACAUGUUAGUAACUAUAUAGCUGUAAAAUAAUAUGAGGAAAUCCCACUGUGAGGAAGAUUUUAUUCCCAUAAAUUUGUAAUGAAGCAAAUGUUCAUAAAAAAUUACUGAAGACUCAGUUCUUGAAUGGUCAAAAUUCACAAAUUGUUUUCAUAGUUACUCCUAUAAUCUCGAAUUUCAGGGCUUGCUUAAGAUCUGAAGGGAUUCUAAUAUGGCGCAGUAUGGCUAGACUUUAUUGACAAGAAGAAAUAGAAGAGACCUGAGGAAGCCUUACAUUUCAACAUGAUAGUCUGCAAAUUUGUACAUGUCCUACGGGAACUCUGACAGUUCAAUUAGCUUUAAAUAUCGUAUCGGUGAUGAGAAGUGCUUACUUGCUCACUUCUCAUGAAAAAUACUUUAUUAACUCAAUUAAUUAG